AUGACUGAUAUUCAUGAAUAUUCUGGGGACAAUCCUUUGACUAUCUUAAAGGCCAGGAUAGCCCUGUUAGCCACUGCUAUUGGUGGACCGGACUACACGUCUCAUCUGGAGCCACCUCCAUAUAAACUUGGUGAUGACUGUUUAGCAUGUUUGCGGGAUUUGAAAAGAUGGUUCAAGCUGGUCGAUGAUCAACAGAAUAGGUGGGAUGUCGCUAUGGCUUGUGCGGAAUAUUGCAUUUUGAUCGAUGACUUACUGCCGAUACUUAUAGAUUGGGAAAACAAGUGUUCACUCGCUGCAAAACUAGCCAGAAAAGGUCAAUCCCAAGAUUUCAAAUCAUCUGCAGUUAGAAACAAGGAAUAUCAUGAUAGCAUAGCUUUAAAUUGCUUACAGUUGAUCGUACUGAUGACAUGGCCACUGAUCUUGACCGAACAAUCUCCUGCUCACCAGGUCUCACUUUAUACUGAUCUGAAAAAACAUCAGCUUUCUUACAAGAGGCAUAUACUUACGUCAGAGAAUGGAAAGGCUUUGAAGGCUGCUAACAGACUUGCAUUCAACAUAUUACAGAUCGAUAAAUUAGAAAGAACACCAAGAGAUAAUAUGAUUCUCCGACUAGUGCUUAAUUUCUUUAGGAAUUUGCUAGCGAUUGAACCUGGUGAGCUCACUAUCUCAUCGAAACAGCAUUCAUCGACACGAGGAAUCAACACCACGGAUAUGUUGCCUCCCGGUGUGUCAAUGGACGACAUCAGUCACAAUGCUGUCGUGUCAGCAUUUCAACGCAAUAAGGUUCUAGCACUAUUGCUGACACUAGCAAGUUCUUCUUCCAGCGAAUUUGAUCAAGAAUUCAUCACGAUUCCUUUAAUGGAGGUUAUGUUUUACAUGGUAAAAGAAAUUGAUCCAAAAGCGCUUAUCCGUAAUGAUCCCCAAAAAUGUGGGCCAGAUACAUCAAAAGAAGAGCACUAUAGUCCGGUAGGCCUGCAACUCACUGAGCUUUUGGAAAAAGAGCGUAGACUAAAGAAAAUUGUUGUACAAAAUACAUCAACUAGGCAUUCGAGGUUUGGCGCACUGCUUUCCAUACAGACGGCCGAUCACAAGCGCUUGACCGUCUCCGGUGGUCAAAACUUACUCGAUGACACUUCUGCAUUGAGGAAACUCGACAAUAGUAAGAAGUGGAGUAAGAGACUACCUAUUAAGCAAGAUGAGGCAUCUAAUAAGGGUUUGCCAAAUAGCUUGCUGAAUUCCCAAGGAAAAUCUUUCCAUUUUCGCAAGGAGACUCUGAAACAUUUCAUAAAAUUCAUAGAAAACUUCCUUGAAUCUGGUUUUAACCCUUUACUUCAUCGUAUUACCAACCAUUUUACAACUGAGCAAGAUCAAAUGGUAAUACUUGAGCAGAUACAGUAUCUCUUUUAUUAUUCCUGGUUUUUGAGAUAUUAUCGCGAGGUAUACGGUAAGCACAACGAAAGUGAUGAUGCUCCUGUUUCAAUGGCAGUGAAAGAGACUUCUUUUAUCCUUGUUUCUUCGCUUCUCAGAAAAGGUUAUGAGGAGAAGAAUUGGGCCGUUGCCCACGCCGGAAUGAUUGCAUUCAAUGAGCUUCUGCUGCUGAUUAACAACCCGGCAUUCAAAGAAUCCGAAGACGUUGAAUUCAUUUUAUCCAGGCUACUCAGUGAUAACCGUCUUCAACUUCUAGCAAAUCUGCCAAAAAGUGCGCUGAAGCAUUCAAUGCCCUUCAUAAGAAGCAGUAUUCAUCUCACGCAUACAGCUCUAAAAACUUUCGAAGCAUAUGACGAUGAUGCAAACAUAAUGGUAUCAAAGAAAACUAAGAGUCGGGACAAUGACAAUACUUCACAAGCUGAUAUAGAGAAUUUGAUGGAGUCCGAACAGAUAGAUAGGGAUGAAGCCAUCGAGAUAUUGACCUCCAAUAUCAAGGACUAUUCAAUUAAUUUCCAAAAAGUACAAAGAUACUAUAUGAAUGAACCCAUGAUUGACACUUAUAUCAGUUUCCUACAGAGGUAUAUGGAACUAGAGGAUGAAGAUUUGAAGAAGGGUAUACAUUUUCUUCACAGAGUUCUGACUCUGGAUACAGAGCAAUCUCUUCUAUUCAGAAUAGACUUGAUAGUGCUACUUCGAGAUAUGCUCUCAUCCGAAGGAGUCCCUAGAACAAGUCCGGUCAGGAAGCAUAUAGAGAAACUUUCCGACUAUUAUCUUCACAAAAUCAAGAAAAAGCUCAAGAGUUCUCCUGCUUGGUUUGUAGGAAUUCUCUUCCCUCUUCUGCAUGAUAGUGAGGUAGGCUUCUUCCAAAAAUAUGGUGAAGCAAAGAUAAUUAAAAAGAAUGCAUUUUAUGCUGUACCGCCGAGCAGAUUCAAACGAAUUGAGGACGAAGAACAACUUCCAGAUUUACAUGUCGUGGCAAUGCAUUAUGGGAUUGUCGUCUCCGCCCUUUUGGAUGAGGGAAAACAAGAUUUGGUCGAUCAGCUAGUUGAACAUCUGAAAGUUAUUUUAUCCAAUGUUCAACCCACAAGCACCAUCCUUCGGGAUGAGGAGCGAUUGCCACGAAGUGCCAUGGAGCUAUCGUUGCGCGAAGACAUAGAGAAAGACUCUUUGUUCUUUGAUAAAGAUUUUAGAGCAAUUCUGAAGCUUGUAGGGUAUCACUUACCUUUGACUGUUAAGGAGAGCUGCUAUCUACCAGCUGAAAUUGAGAUAGCCAAACUAAAAGAGUCGCUUAACCACAUAACAAAAUACUUGACCACCCCAUUUGAAACACCAAACGGGUUGCCUUCGUCAUCUUAUUUGAUAAGACCCAAAGCCGAUCGGAACAUUGGCCAAGAAGAGCAAGAUGGUUGGGUCAGUAAUGAAGAUUACGAACUUAAUGAGCCCGGAAUUGUUAACGAUGAUGAUGAGGACGCUUUAGCGGAUGAUAAUGGCUACUUUAACGAGUUGUUGGGAGAUACCUACAAUAAGUCGAAUGAAAGCAAUCUGGCAAGAGGGAUGGCAAAGACCAAGAAGAAAAGUAAGGAUAAAAAGAAGAAACCCAAAAAGCGUUCACGGAACACUUUACCGACAUUCGAAGUAGGUGAUAAUCAUGUAAAGCAUGAUCGAGCUCUGGUUUCAAGCAAAGAGAUCAUCAGUGAUUCUGAGGAUGAAGAUGUAGUAAACCCAGUAUUCUUCGAAAAUGAGAUGUAUAUGAGAUUCCUGCUUGAUAAGUUUGGCGGUCAACUACCUGAUGAAAAGUACAGCAGAUUUGGUAAGUUUGCCGCUGAAAGAAUGGCAAAUAAUGGUGACAUUAAUAGUGACUUCACGGAUUUAUUUGGUGGUCCCGUACCCCAAAUUUCGAGUCUUCAACAAGUUGAUGCAAGUAGCACUGGCCCUGGAAAAACAUUGAUCUCUUUAUCAGAUCGUAUUUCUGCACAAAUAGAAGCUGAUCCCGACAGCCAGACCGAUAUUAAUGAUGAUGAACAAUCAAUAAAAAUACGUGAUACCAUAAAUGGUUUUGGAUCACCCACUGGUGAGGAGAACAUGAGCCAAAAGUACACUUCAGCCGGCGAACUGCCAGUAGAGGACGAUUCUUCUGUGGAUUUGAAUGAUGAGCAGGAUGCCGGCGACUUCGUUGUCAAAAAGAGGAGAAAAGUAUUUGUGGAAGAUGACGAUGAAUGA
This is a messenger RNA of Torulaspora delbrueckii, 3648 nucleotides long. It is a transcript of the gene TOF1, whose product is annotated as Tof1p. Gene Ontology annotation, molecular function: DNA binding. Gene Ontology annotation, biological process: DNA replication checkpoint signaling; DNA repair; replication fork arrest. NCBI's taxonomy places the organism in Eukaryota, Fungi, Ascomycota, Saccharomycetes, Saccharomycetales, Saccharomycetaceae. The record is from RefSeq and is a predicted model, not a curated record. The coding region runs from base 1 to 3648 and encodes 1215 amino acids. Gene Ontology annotation, cellular component: replication fork protection complex. The transcript has a single exon.